Molecule: messenger RNA, 1960 nt
Organism: Coregonus sp. 'balchen'
Lineage: Eukaryota; Metazoa; Chordata; Actinopteri; Salmoniformes; Salmonidae
Source: the annotation of a GenBank genome assembly
AUGACAGGACUGAACGCUUUAAAAGUGGAUGCUAAUGUAGUAGUUCUUGGGACAGACAGGGUUGGUAAAUCUGGUAAGACCAAAUCUCUAAUUAUUCUAAUUAUUUAUAAUUUGUGCAUUGUAUUCGAACGUCUACAGUGAUCAGUGGACCAUUUUAGUCAAUAUUUGUUUUUCCUUAAUUGGCAUUGCUGACUGAAUCAAUUUCUUUCCUGAAAAUACACAUGGUAAAAACUAUGAUGAUGAUAAUUAUUUCACAGCGCUGACAGUCCGCUUCUUAACUAGAAGAUUCAUUGGAGAAUAUGGGGAUAUUGGUAAGUUUAGUUUGUCUGUCAUCACCAGCUAUUGUAAUAUCAAGUAAACAUUUUACUACUGUAUACUGUACAACUAAAUGAAUACUUACGUUAAUUCCUUUCAGAAUCAAUCUACAGCCACAAUGUUGUUGUGGAAAGAAGGGACAUAACUUUUAACAUCUGGGAUUCACCAUAUUAUCAGGUAUUACAAAACGUUAACAUUUAUUCUGUUUCAUGUGCUAUCAUAAUGAUGUCUGAUACUGUAUUUUGGUUUUAUAUGGCAUUGGGCAAAGCUACUGUAUUCAGUCUUCUGAAAUGACUGCAGGCAUUGAGCAUAUUUGGCAACUUAAACAGAGCACUUCAGUUACUCAUAGGCUACUUUAUAAGUGCCUGUAUGGGACACAGAUUUAUGAUACUUCCAUUUCCCCGUACUGCAGUGAGUAUUACUGCCAAGAAGUGCCUGGUUGUCUUCGACAUGAAUCCCAUUUUACCAGUGGUGGAAAAAGUACCAAAUUGUCAUACUUGAGUAAAAGAUAAGAUACCUUAAUAGAAAAUUACUCAAGUAAAAAGGAAAGUCACCCAGUAAAAUACUACUUGAGUAAAAGUCUAGAAGUAUUUGGUUUUAAAUAUACAGUACUUAAGUAUCAAAAGUACUGUAAUUGCAAAAAUAUACUUAAGGAUCAAAUUACUUAUAUUAAGCAAACCAGAUGACACAAGUUUCUAGUUUUUUAUUUAUUUAUCGAUAGCCAGGGGCACGCUCCAACACUUAGACAUCAUUUACAAACGAAGCAUGUGUGUUUAGUGAGUCUGCCAGAUCAGAGGCAGUAGAGAUGACCAAGGAUGUUCUCUUGAUAAGUGCAUGAAUUGGACCAUUUUCCUAUCCUGCUAAGCAUUCAAAAUACUUUUGGGUGUCAGGGAAAAUGUAUGGAGUAAAAAAUACAUUAUUUUCUUUAGGAAUGUAGUGAAGUAAAAGUUGUAAAAAAUAUAAAUAGUAAAGUGCAGAUACCCCAAAAAACUACUUAAGUAGUACUUUAAAGUAUUUUUACAUAAGUACUUUACACCACUGCAUUCUACUAGCACCCUGCAGGGCCACAGUGACUGGACAUCAUGUCUAUCAGCCCAGAGAAAUAGGGCUUACAUGGACUAACUUAUCCCACGAUUGGUCCUUUCCCAAUACAAAAUCUAUCACUCUUUGAUCCAAGCAAGCCUUUAUCAAUUGUAUAUAUUAUUUUCCACUUUUCCAGGACCUGUCCAUGGAGACCUCCCUAUAUAAGAAGAGAGUCCAGUGGGCAGAUGGUUUUGUCCUGGUCUACAGCAUCUGUGACAGGGCCAGCUUCAACGCUGUCACCAAGCUGAUCCAGUCCAUCAAGGCCACCAAGGACUACCUGGGCAUGGACAAGGUGCCCAUAGUGAUCGUGGGCAACAAGAGGGACCUGAAUCACAGACGGACAGUCCUCAGUGAGGAGGGCAGACUGCUCGCCCUCACCACAGCCUGCCAGUUCUAUGAGGUUACAGCUGCUGAGAACUACCACAGUGUCCUCAUGGUGUUUCAUGGACUAAUAGACAGGAUACGGGAGUCCAAGUCAUCCAUUAAGAAGCCAGCUGGAAUCAAGGGUAUAGUGAAAAGCAUGUCUGCAGUUUUUGCCAGGAGAUGGACAGAUACGCUGUGA